This is a messenger RNA of Akanthomyces muscarius, 1989 nucleotides long. RefSeq lists its product as uncharacterized. The transcript has 5 exons. Bases 1 to 1989 code for a protein of 662 amino acids. The record is from RefSeq and is a predicted model, not a curated record. NCBI's taxonomy places the organism in Eukaryota, Fungi, Ascomycota, Sordariomycetes, Hypocreales, Cordycipitaceae.
AUGCGCAUGGCCAAUGCAUUCGGCCAGCCCAGCGGUUUUCGUUUCGAACCAGCAACAGGACCGGCUGAAAAGGAACUCUUUCAUGUCAUCAUCGCCAUGGCACUUGACACGGGCGAGACCUUCGCGAGUUCCGCCAGCAGAGAGGCCACAAGGGAAUACUCUUACAUCGAAAUAGAGGGACAUUAUGAGUGCUAUGAUUUGCUCAAGAAACCAAGGGGCAAGAACCAUAGCGAUUAUGAGCUUUCAUCGGCCCCAUGCUGUCGCGGUCGCAUUCCCCAUAAGGUGGCCCAACACAAGAUUGCGUUGCGCAUCAGCGAGACAAUUGAGCUUGGAUACUGGUCGUGGACAGAUUCAGGCCCAAAACGACUAAAUCUUGCUGUGCAAGAAGGAAGUUGUGAAGACAAAAGGGAUACGCUCUUGGCGAGAAUAGAGAGUCGAUGUUCGAAUUUCAGUGAGAGAUUCGAUGCGGCAAAGGCUGAACAGGAUCCAAAAUGCCGGGCGCGAAGCUUCCGGGAGCUUUUAGCACUCAUGAAACUCACAGAGAAAGGCGCUCGCGAUUCGAUUUCGGGACUAAGGCAGGAUGUGCUGUUUGCCUACCACGGCGAUACGUUCGCACGCAAGAUACGUAACGGCAUCGCGGCUUUGACAAGUGUUUCUUCUAAGAAGCAAAGAACACUCUUCUGCCGGAUCCUCGAUUUUCGAACGAAUCCCGGCCAAAAUCUCUAUGAACUCUUCGACGACGACGCGGCGCACACGGAUAGCAGCAAUGCAAAGACACGAUGGUUACCCUGGUUCAGUGGCUCUGUCGCGACUGCUGUUGCACGCGCAAGUGAUGCCCAAUUCUCGGAAUCUGGAAAACCGAGAAAAGAAGGGGAAAUCAUCAGGAGGGAAAAGAUAGCUCACAUAGUUCAUCAGACUAUAGAUGAGCUGACAAAAGCCCAUCAAACUACAAUAACGCCGGAAGGACCAAUAUUAGGACCUGUGAUCGGGGUCAAAGCUCUUGCCAUUUGCUCAGCCUUACAAGAAGAGUCAUACCUCUUUUUUGAUGCCCAGCGGAAUAUUCCCAUCGAAUCCAUCCCAGCUUUCGCCCGCCAUCUUGCAAGCCUUCUUGUAGACAUAGACUGGGCAGGGCUGCCGGCGAACGUUUCUGUUGUAUUUCCCCUCUUUCUACUGAGCUGGGCAAUUCGCCGAAAUUUUUCUGACGUCUGCAACUUGUUAGGGCUGCCGAACCUUGCGGGGCUUGGGCUAGAUUUGACGAGCCAGUUCGAUCAUGCUGAGCUAAGGUGGCGUGCUGCUACUCAGAACUGGGAGAAGAUGACGGCAACGGAGAUCAAAUUGGCCGAGGUACAGCUCCAUCAAGACUUGCAAAUUAUAAUACAAGAUCUUCAGCGUCUGGUCAUUGGCGAGUACGAUGCAGAAUCGGUGAUUUUCGAGCGCCUCAGUGAGCUUCCGGUCACCGACCACGACUCUGCAUCUCAGAAUGUAGAGUGCGCCGAAGAGGCAGGAUCUGUGGCCUCCGACGAAGGCUCUCUUUUCAUGCCGCUCCAAUCGUCUGUCGACAGCGGCUACGUGAGCAACGCAGGGAGCCAACAGAUGUUUGGCAGUACAUUGGUUGCACCAUCGUCGGGCGCCUUCGUGUUCCCGAGCGCGUUGUCUUCCUGCCGCAACGUCCAGCAGGAUCCGGCGGCCGCUGCCGGCGAGACUGAGGGCGGUGAACGGACCGAUGCAGCAGCCGGGCAGAAGAGAACGUCAGCCGGGGACAAUGCUGCCUCAAAGAGGCAUAGACGGAGCGCUGCAAAGGCCACGGCGAACUCGAAAACCGGCAGGGGGUCGAAUGCAGACCCGUCAUCUACUUCUCACACUGCUCAACGGGACGAAACUACGUCGGGAGCCUUCGGUAACACUACAGAUCCUGUGCAGGAGCAAGCGUGGGUGGAAUUUCUGCAAGAACAAGGAAUGAGCUCCGAAGACUGGGCCGCAAGAAUGUGA